Sphaeramia orbicularis (orbiculate cardinalfish) is the source of this 3487-nucleotide messenger RNA. RefSeq names its product adhesion G-protein coupled receptor G5-like. The transcript has 17 exons. Gene Ontology annotation, molecular function: G protein-coupled receptor activity. The record is from RefSeq and is a predicted model, not a curated record. Lineage: Eukaryota; Metazoa; Chordata; Actinopteri; Kurtiformes; Apogonidae. Gene Ontology annotation, biological process: cell surface receptor signaling pathway; adenylate cyclase-activating G protein-coupled receptor signaling pathway. The coding region runs from base 125 to 2272 and encodes 715 amino acids. Gene Ontology annotation, cellular component: plasma membrane.
GAAGAGUUAAUAUACCUGGAGUCAUAUCAGGAAUGGUCUGGGUCUUUUUUGUUUAGAUAUUACUCAUCUACUUCUGCAUCAACAGUUUGGACUGUAAAUGGAGCAUCCAGCUUAAACUGAGAUCAUGACAGCAAACAGAUGGAUAGUUUUGGCUGGGUUGGUGGGUCUUCUGUGGAUUUGCCCCAUCUUUGGAAGAUUACAGACUGACACACUCAGAAAAUGCUUGAAGAACGAUGAAAAAAUCUUUUUUGUUGCUGAUAACUACAAUGGUGUCGUCAACAAAAGUCUCUGGGAACAAAACGGAAAUGAAGAUGUCUGCAUAAUAUUCCUGGACAAAAGCAGCCAUACAACUGACACAGGAACAGGGCAUAAGCUAUGGCCCCAAAUGAAGAACUACAGUAAUUCUCUACUUCUAGUCAUUUCAAAGGUCCACAUCAACAUGCAAAUCCAAAUGUAUGUCCUAUAUGGAGAAAACUGCACAGACAGACUUGGCAGUGUUUCAACAGCUUCCUCGGACAGCUGUAAAUUUCAACUCGCAGUCACAGACUCUUGCCAGAUAAGGUGUUUCAAUACGAAGACUGUAUGUGGAAACUCCAAAUAUAAGAAGGAGCGCUGCAGUGAAGAGGCUCCCCAAGCUCAGGACAAUUACAUCAUCAAUGUAACGAGAACAGAGGAAGGCUGUAUCAACUGUAACAACCCGAAGAAGCCGCCCGAACAGACGAUUGAUGGGAACAACGAAGAAGUGAAAAAAAAGUUGAACGGAAUAAUUAAUACUAAUAAUGGAACUUCACUUGCCCCUGGUGCAGCUGUUAAAGUCAUGGGCGUUGCAGCCGACCUCGCCGCUUCCAUCAACGGGUCCACCGCUGCUUUGAAUCUGGCUGAAGGCAUUUCAGGCAUCUUGGCGAGAGAAACAGAGCCCACUGCUGUGGACACAGUUUCCUUUGGUUAUUCGUCACUAAACGAGGACAUAAAUGUCAUAGAUGAUGCAGGUUAUCUGCAAGACUUCACACGAGCUGUCACAAUACCAAAACAAGCUUUCGAGACAGCUCUUAGUUUGAAUGUUUCCAUUGCAUUUGUUGUUGUUAUGCGAUUUACCAACAUGUCAGAGGAUGGCUCAAACCACACUGUUUUAGGCAAUCAUGUUUUAGGAGUAGAAAUGGGAGCCGAAAUCAAAAAUCUCACGGAAACAAUAAGCAUCACUUUUGCAAACCUGAGUUAUAGCGGAAUACCAUCUUGUCAUUCAUGGAACGGUGAAGGAAACCUACCAAACUGGACUGACUACGGAUGUGAGACAGUAGUGAAUGGGAGUAACAUUACAUGCCACUGUUCUCAUUUAACAUUUUUUGCUAUCUUAUUGGCUCCCCUCAAUGAAACCGUUUCUAGCUCUGACCUGAACAGCCUCACCAUCAUCACGCAGGUCGGCUGUGGCUUGUCCAUGUUUUUCCUCAGCAUCAUUCUUUUCAUGCACUUCUUUCUGAGGAAGGCCAAAGCCAAUACGGCAACAAUAAUCCUCAUCCAUCUCGUGUUCGCCUUGUUCUUUCUUAACUUCACUUUCCUGAUCAACAACAUUGUGGCACAAAUGGAGAGCGCUGUGGGAUGUAAGAUCAUGGCAGCUGUCAUGCACUACUUCAUGUUGGCCACUUUCACCUGGUUUGCUGUGCAGGCUUUCCACCUCUGCCUGCAGCUCUACACCAGGGGCAAAAUAGAAAUCCACCGCUAUGUACUCAAAGUCUCCAUUAUCAGCUGGGUCCUGCCCAGUAUUGUUGGGAUCAUCCUGCUCAGCAUCGGAAAAUAUGGUGAACAGGUCAUAAACAUGGAAAACACUGAAAAUAAUGUGGCGAUGUGCUGGAUAACCGACAGUGACGUCCACUACAUUGUCAACAUUGGUUACUAUGUUGUGGUCUUCCUUUUCACUUUCAGUACCUUCGUCAUCCUAAUGUCUUGGGUUGUUUGUCUUAAGAGAUCCAAAACUGCAGGCAACGCACAAGUUAACAAAUCUGGCAUAAGUAUGAUGACUGUUCUGGGACUGUGUUGCAUGCUGGGUGUCACAUGGGGCUUCGCAUUCUUUGCCCAUGGAGUCUUCCGUGUGCCUGCCUACUACAUUUUCACAAUCCUGAAUUCUUUCCAAGGUUUCUUCCUCUUCAUCUACUACACCAACACCAGCCGCUCUGCUGAAAUGAACACUGGUGUGAAGAACUUCCAAAGCACUAGCAGCACCACCACCCUCAAAACUAUCCUGGAAACCUACGAGAACCCCUAUGAAAACAAAUAAAGCCCUUGAAGAUGAAUGUGGACUAAGGAGCAACAAGAAGCAAGUGCUAGGUGGUACAGAAGAGAAAAUUGUAUCAGGAUUUAUUUACUAUUCCGGUGUUUUUGGUUUUUUUAUUGUAUGAGCAGGUCUUUAUACAGGCUUUUGGCUUAUUCUACUGUCAGAAGCACAUAUAAUGAAAGAGUAUUUUAGUUUCAUCAUGUGUAAUGAAGGUUUGAAACUACAAUAUAUAUUAGUAUGACACAAUUACAUGGAUACUUUUGUUUUUUUAAUCUUCUAAACUGUAAAAAGCAGAUGUCAGAGCUAAAUAAUAGCAGAACAAUUUGAUAUUGAAGUAAAAUUAUCAUAUUAGCUUUUAUAAAAUAACAUUUUGUUAGUCAGAGGGGUACACACAAUUACUAAGACUUCCCAUUCAAUAUAACCCAAUGAAAAGGAGAUAAUUUGUUGCCUAUGAAAGCAUUUUAGCUUUAUUAUCCAAGGGAAAAACAAUGCGUAAUAACAAUAAAUCAUUUUAUUUGUAAAACGCUUUUCAAAAGACAGGUUCCAUAGAUCAAACCAAGUAGAAAUAGUAGAGAAUGUACAACAAAAUAUAAAAUUCAAAAUACACACAACACAGGAAUAUAUACACAGUUUUGACUUGUUUUAAAAUGAUAAAUGUACACUUUUACAUUAACAGAGCUUCUGCUUCAUUGAGAGCUUUUUCCAUCUCAGCAGCAUCCAGGGCAAAGCUCUCCCGUUCCUGCAUCAUCUGUUCCUGUGUUUUUGCAAGGUUGGACAUUGUUGUUUGGAUUUCCUAAGAUGAUAGACAUGGUACAUAAUGAACUUAAACCAUUUUUAAAAUGAAUUACAAUAGAAAUGUUACCUCUACAUUGAGGGCAAAGAGUCUUACCUGUAAUCGAGCACACUGCUGUGAUGCAAUGUCAGCGAAGGUACUUAAUUCAUUUAGCAGGUCAGUGGAGACACUCUGAAACAGAGACAGUAAAUAACACAUGGUCUGCAUUACACUGUGUAUAUAGGAUGCAUGUUUAUCGUGGGUUUAAUUCAUUGUAAAAUAGGUAAUUUAGUAGUUAUGAGGUGUAGUACAAAUAAGAGUGUUUGUUUUACUUUGCUUAUAUUGCAGUUUGUAUUUCUUUGUAUUGCUAUUUUUAGAUAAAUUCAGAGUUUUUGCUAAGCAUAUGACUUUAGACAUGUAAAGUGAAAUAAAUAUACCAUAACUUC